GUAAAAUGUCUGCUCCAGGAUCCUACCAGGCGUCCGCUGGGCCUUCCUCGGUGCCAACGGCGCCCCCGUCAUAUGAAGAGACAGUGGGCGUUCACAGCUACUUCCCCACGCCCCCGGCCCCGGUGCCUGGGCCCACCACGGGGCUGGUGACGGGCCCGGAUGGGAAGGGCAUGAAUCCGCCUGCCUACUACACCCAGCCAGUGCCGGUCCCUAACGCCAAUGCAAUUGCCGUGCAGACGGUCUACGUCCAGCAGCCCGUCUCGUUUUUCGACCGCCCCGUCCAGAUGUGUUGUCCUUCCUGCAACAAGAUGAUCGUGACGCAGCUGUCCUAUACCGCCGGUGCCCUCACCUGGCUUUCCUGCGGGAGCCUGUGCCUGCUCGGGUGCAUAGCGGGCUGCUGCUUCAUCCCCUUUUGUGUGGACGCCCUGCAGGACGUGGAUCACUACUGUCCCAACUGCAAAGCUCUCCUGGGCACCUACAAGCGUUUGUAAGACUCGGCCAGACCCGGAGGGAGCCGUGUGCUGCGGAACGUCCUUCCCGACUCUCACCCAGCCCCGGCCCUGGCGGAGGGGUCCACCUUGGUGGUCUCAUCUCCCGCCAGGCUCCACCUUCAUGUCUUCUUUUGGGGGGAAAAUACUGCAAGAGUAACACCCCUCCGAACCCCAGAAAUUGCUGCUUGGAGCCAUCCACAGGCCAUGCAAAGACGUUCACCUCGAGGGCUGGUUCAGGGGUUUCCUGCCCACCCGUGACCCCCCGUCAUCCCGUCUCACUGUGAUUGUUGCCCCUUCUCAGUAUCCUCUGGUGAUUGGCCAUUGGCUGGCUUCUUUUCUUGCCUCACGGGGCCUUUCCGGGGGUGGUCUCAAACUGAGAAGCCACGGGUUGCCUUAUUUUAGAGACUGUUCUGGCCCGAAUAUGGCUGAACCAGCCCUUAGUGCCUACUUUUGUAUCUAUCUGUUCCCACUUCUGAUGACAGAAAUCUUGCCUUAUAGACUAAGGGCUGGGUUCUCGGAUUCUGUAAUUGCAGACUUUUCCUUAGCACACAAAUUCACUUUAAUUUCUUAAUUCAUUUUUGAGUACAAGGAGGGGCUAUUCACACCCACCGGAUACACAUCCACAAGGUCGUGAAGGCAUGCUGGAAGUACCGGGCUGGCUCUUAUCAUGGGUCGGCUUUCCCUCGGUUCUUUGUACCAGAUCCUCAGCCGCUUUCGUGAAUGGCUAUUUUCUCCUAGAGGAAUUGUUUGUAUUAACAGUUUUAUGACCUCCUUUUGGUCUUAACCACCUUCGGACAUAAUUUUGAAAGGAAGGUUUAUAGAACAAUCUUCCUUAACCAUAUGACUGGUAUCAUUUUCCUGUCUGCUGAUGCGUUCUCACAUUUUUAUUUUUCUUAACAGAAAAAGUAAUGGAUCCUUUCAUCCACUGCCUUUAUUUGGGUUUAGCAUGUUUCUUAAAAUCUCUAGAUGGAACUCUUAAAGCGGGGCCCCUUUGGGGUUCCUGGUGGCAUGUUUGAGAAGACGAGGGAAGGCGUGAUGGGGCAUGUCUGGGUACCAUGGUGCUGAAAAGCUUGGGGAACCUGGACUUUUCCAAGGAAUCUGGAGUCGUAUUUUUCCAAAAUGCAAUUUGUCAUAUAACAUCGGAAGACCUGAUUCCUAGGACUCAGAAACAGCAAACCAGAGUUCUCGGUUAGCUGCUGUGUCAUCUUUGAAACCAGGACAAAACCGGGUUCGACUUUCAGGAGUCCCCGUUCUGAUAAUAAAGAGGCACAGAGAUUGCAUGUGAAUAAUAUUAUAUGGAAAUCAGACCUAGAGCUGGAAUGAAAAUCUGUAUAUUGGUUGAAAACUAUAGUCAUAACCGUUGAUUUUGCUUAUUCAUUUGAUGUUUUGAAGGUUCCAGUAAUUAUUUUUGCAAUGAAUAUGGAUUACUACAUAGUCCUUUGGUGUUAUCCUGCUUUUAAAAAAAUAAACUCUGGUUCGCUCAGUG
Molecule: messenger RNA, 1977 nt
Organism: Equus caballus (horse)
Lineage: Eukaryota; Metazoa; Chordata; Mammalia; Perissodactyla; Equidae
Gene: LITAF
Product: lipopolysaccharide induced TNF factor
Biological process (GO): regulation of cytokine production
Cellular component (GO): cytoplasmic side of late endosome membrane; cytoplasmic side of lysosomal membrane; nucleus
Molecular function (GO): zinc ion binding
Source: RefSeq, marked validated